Salpingoeca rosetta is the source of this 737-nucleotide messenger RNA. RefSeq lists its product as uncharacterized. Gene Ontology annotation, biological process: fatty acid metabolic process. The transcript is spliced from 8 exons. Bases 75 to 737 code for a protein of 220 amino acids. The record is from RefSeq and is a predicted model, not a curated record. Gene Ontology annotation, molecular function: NAD+ binding. Lineage: Eukaryota; Choanoflagellata; Craspedida; Salpingoecidae.
CGCUGACUCAGCAACCACACAGAACAAACGCAGAGAGGGCAGGCAGGACAACAAACACAAAGGAAGGCAGGACGAUGAGUCUGCGAGGGGCGGUGCGCGCUGCCGUAAUCGGCGGUGCUGGCCAGAUGGGUCGACGGAUUGGUGCGGAGCUCGUGCUGUGUGGAUGCGAGGUGACAAUGUACGACCGAAGCAAGGAACAGCUGACGGAAGCCUUUGGUAUCAUGAAGGCUGAGGUGGAUAUGCUUCAUCGCCGGGGGCUCAUCAGUGCCGACGACGUAGAUAAGGUCCAGACUUGCAUCACCCUCAGUGAUGACAUUGAGGACGCGGUGAAAGAUGCCGACCUCAUCGUCGAAGCCGUCAUCGAAAACCUCGACAUCAAACGCGACGUCAUCUCAAAGGCGUCGCUCGCGUGUCCUCCCCAUGCCAUUGUCACCACAAACACCAUGACGUGUUCCGUCACAAAGGUCGCAGAGGCUGCAGCCCACCCAGAGAACGUGGUUGGGCUUCGGUUCCUGUACCCCGUGUACAUGAUUGAGGAUGUGGAAAUCACACUUGCGUUGCAGACAGAUGUUCAGGCCGCCGAACGAAUUAAGACGAUGGCAAUUUCAAUGGGCAAGAAGUGCUUCUUCAAGAAUCCUGGAAGCGAAACGUUCCACAGGAUUGACCCCAGCAUGUAUGAAACCCUUCAACGCGUCGUUGCGAUGGGGCACACAUUCCAACCGUCCAAAAACGAAUGA